This is a messenger RNA of Neurospora tetraspora, 886 nucleotides long. RefSeq lists its product as uncharacterized. Bases 67 to 801 code for a protein of 244 amino acids. The record is from RefSeq and is a predicted model, not a curated record. Lineage: Eukaryota; Fungi; Ascomycota; Sordariomycetes; Sordariales; Sordariaceae. The transcript has a single exon.
GAGAACACGAUAGAGACAUGUUUGUAUACAGCUAGCUAACCUAACCCUCGAUCCGAAGCAGCAGCCAUGAAGUUCACCACCACAACCGUUUUCAUGGGAUUCUUGACCAGCCUCGCGGCCGCUCAAGGAGCUCCCGAAGUCACGCCCUGCCCUACCGUCACGCGGACGAUGCAAAACCGUGGCUGCGGCAAGACAUGCCAGUUUACCGACUGUGCUUUUGUCAACACGGUUCGUAACCCAUGUGGAUGUCCGGCAUCGAUACCCACGGCGACUUUGAUCGCCCCUUGCGAGGCCGACUGUCCAUACGGAGGGUGCAACAUCGAAUUCCGGACAAGUUGGCUGACCUGCCCGGCAACCACCACCUCCUCCCGUCGCUGGCCACCAUGGCAAACCCGAACCUCAACCACCACAACCACCUCUUCGCCGCCGCCCAAACCGACCAGCACGAGAACCACCGUGCGUAGCACAAGCACGAGCACGAGCACGAGCACGAGCACGAGCACAUCAACGACAUACACGCAAACCACCAUCAGCUGGAGUAUCAUCACCCUCCCGCCCAAAACCACCAGCAAGCCAGUCUUGUCGACAUCGACGACGCCAUGUCCCACAGUCACCAAGACGACAAGCCCGGCCGACUGCUCGCCAAUUCGCUGUCCUGUGCCGACGUGCCAGGUCCGGUCGACGUUGAACGUGCCGUGCGGAUGUACCGUGAAGACGCUGCUGUACGUUCAAGGGUGUGCCACGACGUGUUCUGAGGGGUGCUUGACACGCACCGAGACGGCCAGCGCGACGGGGUGCUAGACUGCUAGGUGGUCUCGAGGACCAUGGUGUAGGUGUUGGAGCUGGUUUGGAUUGGCUUGGGUUGGGUUGACUUUGAUUUGGGGUU